AUGUCUUCCGUAAAGUUCGGGGGCUCGUACAAGUUGUUCGAGCCGGAAGUGCACGCUGAGAGGCCAUUCAUCGUUGGAGUAGACGAGAGACUGGACUCCCCAGAGACUGCCGCCCUCAAGUACGAAGAAGCAGUUGCGAGAGCAAACGGUGGUGACAUUCGUGGAGUGACUCCUCCUAGCCUUCUCUCAAUGGCGACAUACGCAAAGGCUCCCGCAGCUGUCCAUGGCUUCGACCCGACGAGGAGCUUCCAGGACUCCCCUUACACCCAUCAAUACUCUACACAAGCAUACCCAACUCAGGCGUCGCAAACAACAAGCCAACUUAGCCAGGACUCUUUCGACUCAACAGCCACGGUAGGGAGCGUGGCCUCAUAUGUGUCUGUUGGCCCUACGGUCCUGUCAUACCGACCCACGACAGGGUCAUUCGGCACCAAGGUCCAGCUUCGGGUGUCGCUGAAUGCGACGGGUUCUUACUUCUUCAUUGCCUUUGGUUCCCAGAAGUGUGAGGCUCAGAUAGAGAGCAGCUCACAAGAGGGUAGCGAGCUGGUUUACACGCUGAGCUGCCUUGCGCCUCAGCACAUGGCCACUGGAUGUCAUACAGCCAACGUUCCGGUAUCACUAGUGAUUGAAGGGCCUGGUGGUGAGGAGAUCUCGAGGACGGAGCUGGGUCAGUUUCUAUACUGCGACGCUCAGCCUGGUGGUGCAGGUGGCAGGCAGGACGAUAUCACGAGGAAGGUAUCCAAGUCACCUGGCCAAGGCCAGACUGAGAGCCCGCCCAAAUCCCCCAUCCAGCUACGGUCCGAUUCGACGGCGACUACAAAUACUUACGACUACCCCGUGGCUUCGCAACAGCCGGCCCAAUCGCCGUAUGCCACGGCAUUCCCCCAAGGUGGUAACAACACCAUGAUCAGCACCUACAGAGCUAGUACUACGUUUACCGACCAAUAUUCGAGAGUGGCGCCUCCCGCCCUACGGACACCCGCCGGAGGGUGGCCUUCGUACAGCGCGCAUCUAGAUGCCAACCGCAGUCCCGCCGCCAUUCACCACCACACUGCGAUGACGAGGCCAAGCCUUACACCUAUGCCCCUGUCCGCGGGGGGGUCCAUGCCGCAGCUCAUCCGAACGAGCACUCUCCAAGCCGGCGCGCACGGAAGCGGACAAGGUUACAACCCUUACGCCUUGUACCCCAACAAGGCCGUUUUGGAGAUUGUUGGAAAGCUAGAUACCAUGGCGGAGAACUGGACGCCCGAGGAGUGGGCCAACAGGAGACGCAUCGUGCGCUUCACCAAGACGCAGCACGGAUCGACACUAACGACGAAGUUCCGACCGGUCGGCCCCAACGAGAAGCCGGCGAACACCACCUGCAUCAGCUGCAUCUGGUGGGAGGAGAAGGGAGAACACUUUGUCACCUCGGUCGACACGAUAUACCUCCUCGAGCAGCUCGUCGCGGCGCCGUCGCGUUUCACUGUGGAGGAGAAGAACAGGAUCCGCAGGAACCUCGAGGGAUUCCGGCCCCUGACAGUCAGCAAGACGAAGGCGGAUUCCGAGGAGUUUUUCAAGGUCAUCAUGGGAUUCCCGCACCCUAAGCCCAGGAACAUCGAGAAGGACGUCAAGGUCUUCCGCUGGAAGCUGCUGGAGCCGGCGCUGAAGAAGAUUAUCAGCAAGUACAGCGCGAGCCCCGCGACCAUGGUUCCGUCAUCCCACAUGCUCGCUCCUACGCCUUAUCAUGCUCUUCCCACUCCCCCGCUCACCGCCAGCGCUGUCGCGCCGGAAGCACCGGGAGCCUACGCGGUGCAGGCGCCUUCGCAUCACGACAGCCUCGCCUCGCCUCGGUCUUUAUCUGGUAGUUCGAGUACCUGGGGCCAAUACGCGCCGACUCACGGCCCGCUCCAGACAAUUCCCGGCGCUAGGACGACGAUGUCUCCCAAUGUGCGAACCACUUCGCCACAAUCAUCCCUUCGCCUCUCUUCCCUUCCUUCAGUCAGUUCCUACGACAGCCGAACUAUGACGUCGGGACCGUACACCACCGCGGGGCUGCACUCUUCUGUCGGGCACGCUGCCCAGGCAGCAGCAGUGGCAGCGACGGCGGCAUCGAGGUGGGACGCGACGCCAUCUACAUACGCCGAGAGUUAUCCCAGUCUGAGCACGCAACACAGCCAAGCGCACCACCAGAUCUACAGCAACGGCCACUACGAUGGUACGCAUAGGUCGUAA
Scedosporium apiospermum is the source of this 2214-nucleotide messenger RNA. RefSeq lists its product as uncharacterized. Gene Ontology annotation, cellular component: nucleus. The transcript has 3 exons. NCBI's taxonomy places the organism in Eukaryota, Fungi, Ascomycota, Sordariomycetes, Microascales, Microascaceae. Bases 1 to 2214 code for a protein of 737 amino acids. The record is from RefSeq and is a predicted model, not a curated record.